Messenger RNA from Exophiala bonariae, 711 nucleotides. RefSeq lists its product as uncharacterized. The transcript has a single exon. The record is from RefSeq and is a predicted model, not a curated record. The coding region runs from base 1 to 711 and encodes 236 amino acids. Lineage: Eukaryota; Fungi; Ascomycota; Eurotiomycetes; Chaetothyriales; Herpotrichiellaceae.
AUGGCACCACCACCAACAGCAGCACGAGGCGCUCCUGACGCCGCAGCGAUGAAAAGCCGCAUCAUCACACACAUGAACGCAGAUCAUCAACUAUCACUGCGUCUGUACCUGCAGCACUACUGCCACGUGCCCUCCAGCGGCACGGCUCAAGCCAGCCUGGAAGACAUCACGACGGAGCACAUCAUUCUGAACUCUUCGUUCGGCAGACACGUUGUCCCGUUCGAGCCGCCGAUGAAGUCGCUCAUGGAGGGCCGCGAGAAACUCGUCGCCAUGCAUCAGCACUGUCUCAAGGAGCUCGACCUCAGCGAUAUCGUCAUCGAUAGUUAUCACCCUCCCAGCGGCGUGUUCCCGUACGUCCUCGGAGCACUCGUCGUGUUGAUCUGCACGACGUUUCCGUUCCGCGACAAUCUGCGGCCGGAGUCGCGCAGUCUCAUCUACGACAUUUGGUCGGUCGGUGGACUGGUGCCCGGGUUGGCUUGGCUGAGCUACCAGCUGGCUCCGGCGGUUCAAGCGUUCAUUUACAUUGCCCAUGGUGUUGAGAUGCUCGUUUUGGCUCGUGGCCGCUUGAGGAGACAUUGGGUCGAGACGUUCAGUCGGACUUGGUGGCUGUGGCUUGGCGAGUGUUCGCUUGUGGGAUACUCUGCCUUUCAGCACUUUGAUCGCACGGUCAAGGCGAAAGAGGAUGCGAAGGGUGGGAAGGCACAGCAUUAA